Molecule: messenger RNA, 5583 nt
Organism: Panthera uncia (snow leopard)
Lineage: Eukaryota; Metazoa; Chordata; Mammalia; Carnivora; Felidae
Gene: ARMH2
Product: armadillo like helical domain containing 2
Exons: 2
Coding region: 4828-5520 (230 amino acids)
Source: RefSeq, a predicted model, not a curated record
CUUGGAGGAAUCUUAAUGGGGCGGGAGCAGAAGGAGAUUCACAAGUGGUCCUUGCUUCUACAGGAAUUAGCAUGAGAUUAGGAGGAAGAAUGUCCCAAGGGACGCAUGAGGGACAGUUACUGCCCCAGAGAAAUCACUCGUCACUGGGUGGGAGCUCUUGGCCAAAUAGUUAAAACAACAGCUCCCCUCACUGUUUCUGUAUCAGGGGAGCAAUUCCACUAAAUAAAGUACAAGACCACUAGAUAGCUCGUACUAACUAACUUUCCUUCCUCUUAAGAGUAUACACGGUGGGAUAUGCCAAGAUAUCAAAAUAAAAUGUGUGAGUGUGAUUUAAACCGUGGAAUAUCAACUGUAUUCUGGAUGUGUUCGUAUCAAAUAUUUAGGUGUCGUUUUAAAUAUUUACAUUUUAGCAAGACCUUUAAGAACAACUCUUAAUCCAUUUUAAAGUAAGAAUUGUUUGCCAGACUUCCUGGCGAAUAGUUCUUUCAACUGUGAAGUUAUAAUGUGUAUAUAUAUUUGUAUAUUUAUAAAUAUUAUAUAUAUGCAUAUAUCCUUCAUUUUAAAGGUACAUUGUACAGUCUGUAGUUUAGCAUGUAUAGUCUGUAGCCUAUAGUCUCUGUUAGAUGGUUGAUUCUUUUUGUAGAAAGUCAAAUCACAAAUGUUACAGAGUUUUUUGUUAGUUUUGUUUUCGUUUUCUAAUUUUUUGAAUAUUGCAUGAGUAAUUAAUUACGUACUUUUGUAUUCAUUUCUGCAUUUUAUUUUCACUCAGAGGGGGUGCCUUUAGUCUCGUGGCAUUUGUAUCCAUCACUCUUUCGAUCAUGUAAGUUAAAAUAAAAAUUAUUUUUGAAUUGUUACUCUUAUGCACAGAGUCUGCUCUGUUUUUCACAUGCCGUUCUUAACCUGGCGUUUCUAUAGCACAGGGCGCCUCAUUUCGCAACUUGAAUUUCUCAUCUUGAAAUUCCUUCACUUGUAAAUGAAGAUAAUAAUGUUUACUUCUCAAUGUGUUGUAAAGCUAAUUGGAGGAAAAGAGCUGUGUUUCAGAAUUGUGGUAUCUGUGAGCAGAGACCACGAGCCCCUUGAGGAUGCUAAGAGCCUUCAUUUGUGUGUUCCCAGCCCACACCCCACCCGUGUCAUCACAGAGGAGCCCCCAGCAUUCAGCUGGGAGAGUAUUCACCCACUGACGCUAUUAAAUACCAGUGAUUCCUUUGAGUCAGCAGGAAAAAUUUUCUCCUACAAGGAAGGUUUAUUGCUAUACUGUUUAACUGAAUUGUCUUCCUUAACUUUACAAGAUGGUAAAGGAAAACCGUAAACCCCAACUCGGCAGAAAACACCAGCCCUUCUUACUGUAUUCAAAAAGAAAAUUAGUCAAAUAGAAAGAGAAAUAUUUUUAUCCCUGAAAUUUUCCUGGAGAUAAUAUCUCUUAUUAAUAUUCUCUUGAUUUUGAGAAAUUCUAAGUAUGCUUUGUGUGAGAAACAAAUUGUUUGCUACAAACCUGAUCUCUAACUUCUCAUUUAUUCAACAAGUUUUGUGUGUUUGUUUACUUGCAUACUUACUAUGAAUAAGGUAUAUACUGGGGACUGUUCUUUUUUUUUUUAAUUUUUUUAAUGUUUAUUUAUUUUUGAGCAAGAGAGACAGAGCACGAGUCGGGGAGGGGUAGAGAGAGAGGGAGACACAGAAUUUGAAUCAGGGUCCAGGCUCUGAGCUGUCAGCACAGAGCCCAACGCGGGGCUCAAACCCAUGAAUGGUGAGACCAUGACCUGAGCCGAAGUCAGCCAUUUAACCGACUGAGCCACCCAGGCGCCCCCUGGGGACUGUUCUUGACACUGCAGAUACAGCAGUGAAGAGAAAACAAAAAAAAAUCUCUGCCCUCACAGGGCUCAUAUUCUGGUGAAGGAAAGACAGGGAAGGCGAUCAUAAUUGCACAAGGUUGGGGAAAGGAGAAGUGACAUGGCAAAGGUCACAAGUUUGAAGAGGGUGUUCGAGGAAGGCCUAAUAGAAAAUUACAUUUGAGCAACGACUUGAGGAACUGAGGGGUGAACCACGUGAAUAUCCCCAGGAAGAAGAGGUAACAAUAAGUACAAUGGCCUUGAAGAGGAGCCAUGCUUGGGGUUUUAGAUUUUACUAGCAGGCACAGUUUAUUUUUAAUCUUUUUUCUAAUAGAUUUUAAAAAGUAAAAAUAAUAGGGGAAGUUAACUUUAAUAAUACAUUUUGGGGGGCGUCUAGGUGUUGGUUAAGCAACCAACUCUUGAUUUUGGCUCAGGUCAGGAUCUCACGGUUGGUGAGUUUGAGCCCCUGCACUGGGCUCUACACCGAUGAUGCAGUCUGCUUGAGAUUCUCUCUCUCUCUCCCUUUCUCUCUGCCCCUUCCCCUAUGACAUCAUGACCUGAGCCAAAAUCAAGAGUUGGACACUUAACUGAGCCACCCAGGCACCUUCAUUCUUUUUAUUUUUUUCUCAUACUAAGUCUUCGAAAUCCAGUAUGUAGUUUAUACUUACAGCACAGCUCAAUUCAGAUUAGUCACAUUCACGUGCUCCAAAGCUACAUGUGGCUGCCGUGCUGGCCAACACAUGUCCAUGAUUCCCAGUUGUCCCACUAAUAAUCCUUUAUAGCCUUCACAUGCAUAUGCACGUGCUCGCAUACCCACAUGCACAGGUGCUCACAUACACGCAUGCACACGCAUAUGGAUACAGGGUUCCAACCAUGGAUUACAUGUUUAGUUGUCAUGUCUCUUUAAGGCUCUUCUCACUUACAACAGUAGUCACUCCCCCUUUCCUGAGCUUCCGUAUCUUGAUAUAUUUGAAGAGUAUAGGCAGGUACACUUUGUAGAAGGCAAGAGAAGAACUGUAGGGCAGUCUCCUUGAGUGGGACAAGUCGUGAAAUGUACUGUAGGAAUGGAGAGGGACCCGCCGUCCAAAUUUCUACGUUGACAGUAGAGCCUUGUCGAUAAGUUGGAAAUGAGAUGCGAGACCAAUAAAAGCCAAGGAUAAAUCCAAAAAUUUCAACCUGAACCGCUGGAAGGAUCGGGGUGCCCUCUUCCGAGACAGAGAACCUGAGCAGCAGCUGGCUUAGGAAAUGCACGAAUUCUGAUUUGGACAUGUUAUAUUUGAGAAGCCACGUAGACAUCCAAAUGGAUGGCUGUCAAGUUGGUGACUGAAUGUGUUUGGAGUCCAGGUGAGAAAUCUAGUUAAGAAUACAAAACUGGGGAGGGGGGCGCCUGGCUGCCUCAGUUGGUGGAAGCGUGUGACUCUUAAUCUCAGGGCUGUGAGUUCAAGCCCCAUGUUGGGUGUAGAGAUUACUCAAAAAAUAAAAUGUUAAAUAUGAGACGCCUGGGUGACUCAGUCGGUUGAGCAUCUGACUCUCGAUCUCGGCUCAGGUCAUGAUCUAAUGUUCAUGAGUUUGAGCCCCACCUCGGGCCCUGAGCUGACAGCAUGGAGCCUGCUUGGAAUUCACUCUCCCUCUCUCACUGCCCCUACCCUAUUCAUUCUCUCUCUCUCUCUCUCUCUCUCUCAAAAUAAAUAAAUAAAAUUUUUUAAAUGAAAUAUUAAAAUAUAUUUGUGUGUGUGUGACGGAACAGUCUUGGAACACCCCAAUAUUUGGAGGUCAUAGAGAGAAGAGGAACCAGCAAAGGAAAACGGAGGGUGGCAAGCAAGAGAAAAAUCAAGUGUGACAUCUUAGAAGCUAUUCGCUAGGUGAAUUGAGUGUUUCAAGGAAAAAGGAGUAUCCAGUGCUGAGGACUGAGAAUUGGACUCAGCAGAAUGAAGGUCAUCGGUGAGCCUGAAGAUUCAUGGGUUUGAAAUCCAUCUUUGGAGUACAUCCAAGAGACAGUGGAAGAAUAUUUGAAACACUAAGUAUGGCAACUCUUUGAAAAGUUUUUGGCGCCUGGGUGGCUCAGUCGGUUGAGCAUCUGACUUCAGCUCAGGUCAUGAUCUCACAGUUCAUGGGUUCGAGCCCUGUGUCAGGCUCUGUGCUGAUGGCUCAGAGCCUGGAGCCUGCUUCGGAUUCUGUGUCUCCCUCUCUCUCUGCCCCUCCCCUGGUCACGCUCUGUCUCUCUCUCAAAAAUAAACAUUUAAAAAAGAAAAGUUUUUGUAUAAACAGGAACAGAGCAAUAACUUGGCAGAGGGGUUCUAUGAGGUCAAGAGAGUGUUUUAUUUUUUUGAGAACAAGUACAGCCUGCUUGUUGAUGUGAAAAGGAUCCAGUCAACAUGGAAAACUUAGUUAAGGCAAGAGAAGAACUGUAGGGCAAUCUCCUUGAGUGGGACAAGUCACGAAAUGUCCUGCAGGAAUGGAGAGGGGUCCAUAACAACAGGACAGUUGGAGUAUAUGUGCACGGAUGGAGAUAGGUGGACGCAAUGAAGGCAACCAUGCCUUCCACUGACUGCUUCUAUUUUCUCAGCAAAAUAGGACCAACAUAGGAAAUCCAUGAUGUGGAGGAAAACUCUGAUUCCGUGACAAAUAAGCAGAAUAGCCACAAUGCUAUGAAAGGAAAUUCAGGAUGUGUUGGAAUAAGCCACGUAGAACAGGCAAGUUCCCGUAGAUCCUGUGCAAGCAAAGGGACAAGGGCGGGAACACUCCUGGCGUAUGUGAGGAGAAGCCAGUGUGGUCGACGCUGAGAUUCCGUGCACCAGAGGCGUAUAAGUGAACUUGAUUUGACUGAAAUUGUAGAAGGCCUUCGAUGGUGGCCUGAAGAAUUUAGGCCUCCAUUGCUUGCCCCUGAUUUGUGUAUUCCAUUCUCCAGUGUCGCUAAGAGAUGCAUUCCAGAGUUCUAGACUGUUGACUUCAACUGCCACAACACAAGGAUAACUGAAGCACCACUGGCCUUUUUCAUACGAUGUCUAAGGCACAUACUUAUUAUGUGCAAUUUUCAACUCAGAUCUACCAGUAUUUUGUGGGGCUGUAUCAGCGCCUCCAGAAGUUCUGGAAUGUCACUGUUAGGCGCUUUUUCAUUAAGAAGAAGGAAGAAGAUAUCCCUUCGGUUGAGAGUAUUUUUCACAAAGAAAAAUUCGUGGUGCUUGGUCGUGUAUUGAAGAAUCAAUCUCUAGCCAUUGAGAAGAGGGCUCAGGCUGCAUAUAGAAUCGGACUGUUGGCCUUCACAGGAGGACCCACGGCUGGGAAAUACGCCACUGAGCACAUCAAAGAAGUGGCCAGUUUGUUGCAAAAUCACCAGCUGGCGCCGAAAGUAAAGAUUCUGCUGCUCCAGAGUAUAGCCUGCUGGUGUUACUUAAAUCCUACCAGCCAGAGGAAAGCCAAGAAUUUCAAGUUUACCCCUAUCCUCGUGAGGAUUUUUGAGUACAGAGUCGAUUCUGUCAUCAAAACUGAAAUCAACAAACACCUCCUUGUUAAAUUUUGGGCUUGCUACGUUCUCUCUGUCAUGACCUGCAAUAAUGUGUCCUGCGUAAAGGAGCUUAGAGACUUAGGUAAUCUGAAAUAUCAUUUGCAAAUACUGGCGGCUGAGAAUUGGUCUGGGUGGCCUGAGAAUUUUGCAGAGGUGCUAUAUUUCCUCAUUGGUUUUCACAGGAAUUAAUUUCUCUAAGGGCAGCUACCGUUGCAUUAACCCGGAAAACUGAAAUAAACAAUAACAAGUCGA